Penaeus chinensis is the source of this 3383-nucleotide messenger RNA. Its product is annotated as ornithine decarboxylase-like. The transcript has 11 exons. The record is from RefSeq and is a predicted model, not a curated record. Bases 769 to 2202 code for a protein of 477 amino acids. Gene Ontology annotation, cellular component: cytoplasm. NCBI's taxonomy places the organism in Eukaryota, Metazoa, Arthropoda, Malacostraca, Decapoda, Penaeidae. Gene Ontology annotation, molecular function: ornithine decarboxylase activity.
GUCCACACUGUGUGCUUGACUUUCCUACCAAAUCUUUGGAAAUUUCUCUUCCAUAUCUGCACAUCCAUUAGUCUGGUGGCCCCCAGAACGUGUGGUACGGGCCAACCCCCCUUUUUCUGCUUUGGGGGGUCCCCAGAGCCACACCGGAGGAGGCUGGGAAAGUAGUUGUUGCUCUGCUUGGCUGGCAAGUGACUCAGACUUGUUUCCUGUCAAGUGUUGGUCAGCUGUCCCAGCAGCAAACAGUCCAGCAGGAACUGUGGGCAUUUAGUGGCCAGUUGCGGGUUCAGAGAUUUGUAGAAGACUAUUCUGUGUGUUUGAGUGCAUCUUCCCAGUGAGUCAGAACUCGAGCAGUAUUAACAGCCAUGGGAGCCAGGCACGCAGCUUCUCCGGACUUGUACUGACAAUUAUUGGGGAGCCGCACAUACCCUGUAUGGCGUGGUUAUGAUACAUGGGGAAAUAAUAUCCUAAGGGACGAUACUCGGGCAGCCGUCUGGACCAGUGCACCUUUACCCUGUACGGGGGCAACUGGAGAUUCACACUUAACGGUCUACCACCGUGGUACUGAGGUUUGCCCCCAACCUCCAUUCUGAGGUUACACAGGCCGUAACAAAGGCUGAUACACAUUACCGUGGAGGUUACAAGAACCACAAGAGAACUCUUUUCUAAAUUGCUCCCGUCCCCCUUCUCGAAUCCAAUCCAAACAUCGCCCAAUAACAACAAGUGCUAAAUAAAAGAACUUCGACAAGACAACUGCCAAACCGUGCAAACAUGAAGCUCGAGUGCAAUUUUUUCACGGGGUCAGCACGCAUCCUCAACCAGGAGACGACCAUGGAUGCUAUCAGGGACUUAACCAAGGAGACCGGACGCGAAGACCCAUUCUACGUUCUGGACAUUGGCGACAUCGUGCAGAAGAUCAAGAUUUGGCGUCUGAAGAUGCCACGUGUCAAGCCCUUCUAUGCUGUGAAAUGCAAUGACAAUCAGACAGUGCUAGAGUUGCUAGCUGCUCUUGGGACUGGCUUUGAUUGUGCUUCAAAGGUGGAGAUAAAGAAGAUUCUGGACCUGGGCGUAGAUAGGUCUCGCAUCAUCUACGCCCACCCGUGCAAACCAGCGUCCCACUUGCGCUAUGCGGCUAAGGAGGAUGUUUCCCUCAUGACCUUUGACAACCAGACGGAACUCCAUAAAGUCAAGGCUUACUACCCCAAUGCCCAGCUUGUGCUGAGGAUCCGCUGUGAUGCUGAAGACUCCCAGUGCCCCCUUGGCAUAAAGUUUGGGGUUUUGCCUGAGGAUGCUGGGGCUCUCCUAGCCACUGCCCGGGAACUUGAUCUCAACAUUGUUGGUGUCUCUUUCCAUGUCGGGUCAGGCUGCCGUGAGCCCUCGGUGUUCCAGCGGGCAAUUACCGCAGCAAGGCAGAUCUUUGACGAAGCAGAAGAGUUGGGUUUUAAGCUGAACUUGCUGGAUAUUGGUGGUGGUUUCCCUGGCACGCGCAACAGCACCUUGGACGAGAUAGCUGAGUAUGUCAACAACUCCCUAGAUGAGCACUUCCCUGAGGGCUGUGGUGUCAAGGUGAUCGCUGAGCCAGGCCGUUACGUUGUGGCUUCGGCCUUCACCCUGGCCACCUACGUAAUGGCCAAGCGGGAGGUGUGUGAUGACAACGGCACGCUCCUUUCCACCAUGUACUACAUCAAUGACGGUGUCUAUGGCUCCUUCAACUGCACCUUGUAUGACCACCAGGAAGUGUACCCCAUGAUGCUUGAGGACAAAGGCCCCGAGGAGUCUUACACCCCUUGCUCGAUCUGGGGCCCCACCUGCGAUGGCCUGGACCAGGUGGUCUCCGAAGCCAAGCUGCCGCAGCUGGCUUGUGGAGACUGGCUGGUCUGGCCGGAGAUGGGGGCCUACACCCUGGCCGCUGCUGGGGGCUUCAAUGGCUUCCCACUCCCCAGUGUCCACGUGGUUGUCCCGCAUCACACAUGGCUCUACCUGGAGGAGUUCAUGGGCUCAGUUGUCAACUUCAAGCAGAUUGACGGGGCCUGCGUCAUGAUGGGCAGCGCUGAGAAUGACCAGCAGUCGCAGCAGCGCGAGGAGGGUGGCUCCGGCUCCUCCUCCCUGGCGACCCGCUGGCCAUGCUCUGUCACCACUCAUGACUCUGGCAACCUGGAUGAGCAGCUGGCACACCUCACUGUCAUCGAUGUGGGGGAAAUGUAAAAGGAAAGCAAACAUCCAGAUUCCAUGACCUUCCCUAUGAAUGAAGAAGUAUGCAUUGAAGUUAAGAAAAAAAAAGUAAAUACAAACCAAUCAAGACCAGUAACUGAUUAAAUGUUUGUUGUAAUGCUGUUGGUAUGUUGAAUUUCUCUUUUCUUUUUUUCUUAUCUUGAGAGUUGAUUUAACAGAACGUUUUUAUCAGACAAUCCAUGUAAAUUGGAAAGAAACCACCGACCGUAGAAAGGAACUGAUAACUUUUUCAUGUUAGAAGCCAUGGGGUACUGAACAUGUGCCAAGAUGUUUUGGUUGUUUCGGGAAUAGCCUUUUUGUUCCGAGGUUGAAGAAACAAUGUCAAACUUGUUCUUUUUCCCUCUCUUCUUUUAGGGGUCUCUGUGUUAUGUUAAGUGGUUGUGAUCCCUGUAGCAAUCAAGUGGCCAUAUCCUCAUGGUUUUUGCUAGUAAUCAGACACUUAGGUGAAGUAAGACCUGACUAUGCUCACCAAGAUGUCAACCGAAUAGAAGUGACUGUACUGCUAAAUCUGUCAGUGUUACUCAGUCGUCUUUAUCAGUCGGUGUUACUGUUUACAUUUUACAUGCUCGAUUUAGUUGGCAAUCACUAGAACAAACUUGUAUGAACUAGUAGAAAGCCCAUCUCAAGCCCAAGUUUAGUUUAAAAGAUCAAGAUAGAAAAGAAAGCCCUUAUUAUCAGUCUCGGUCCUCUUCGUUCUUUCUGUUCUGCCAGGCAGCUUGAGAAGUGUUGAUCAGCACUUGCAGAUUCAUUGUUACAGUUAUUCUAUUUUUCGUUAUCAUUCUUGUCCUUCUCUCUGUUUCUUGGGUAGUGAUUCCUCUUCUGCUUACUUCAAGUUUAUAGUAGAUGAUCAAGGAAGUUAAUACUGCAUAUAUGUAUGUUGUUUUCAGGGGAUAGUUAUUACCAGUAUUAUCAUGGGUUCUUUGCCAAGCUUUUGCCAGUUCUGAAGAUCAAUCAUUCAGUUGGUUAGAACAGCUGAGGUUCCAUUGCUCUCUUGUUAUUAAUAGCUCCAUUUGGCUCCUAUUUCUGGCAUUUUGACAUUCCAAGUUCUCUGGUGGGACUUGUAACCCUAUGGCAAUGUGUAUCACAGCCAAGCUUACGGCACUGUUCUGCAGUGCAAAAUCAUAUGAAUUGGCGAAAUAAAUAUAAUAAAUUUA